Molecule: messenger RNA, 667 nt
Organism: Quercus lobata
Lineage: Eukaryota; Viridiplantae; Streptophyta; Magnoliopsida; Fagales; Fagaceae
Product: mitochondrial import inner membrane translocase subunit TIM8-like
Exons: 2
Coding region: 130-366 (78 amino acids)
Source: RefSeq, a predicted model, not a curated record
AUCCCAUCUUCCUCAGCCAUCGCGUUCUUUGUAUUUAGGGUUUUAGAAUCAAAAGCUUUUAGGUUUUCUCAGAUUUGAGGGUUUUAGCAACUGAACAAAAAUCCAAUCUUUCUCUUUUUUUCUCUCUCAAUGGAUCCUUCACAAGUCCAAUCUGCUGAAUUUGCUCAAUUUCUCGCUCAAGAAGAGCAAAGAGCCAAGGUUGGUGAGAUGGUGAUAAAGAUCACAAAUGUCUGCUGGGACAAAUGCAUCACUGGUACACCAGGGAGCAAGUUCAGUUCCAGUGAAUCUAGUUGCCUUUCAAACUGUGCUCGGCGUUAUAUGGAUAUGAGCCUCCUUAUUGUGAAACGCGUCCAGAACAUGCAGUGAAGGUCUAGGAGCAUUGAUGUGCUAUCUCAAUCACAAGAUGUUGUUUUUGCCUAUGUCCUCAGUUAAAUUUUGUUGAAGAUGUUUUAUUUUCCUCUUAUUUUUUCUUCUUUUUUUGGAAGUAGAUCUCUUUCCGUGUUAUUGAAACUAUUUUAUUAAAAUGUUAUAUGGAUAUGAGCCUCCUUAUUGUGAAAUGCGUCCAGAACAUGCAGUGAAGGUCUAGGAGCAUUGAUGUGCUAUCUCAAUCACAAGAUGUUGUUUUUGCCUAUGUCCUCAGUUAAAUUUUGUUGAAGAUGUUUUAUUU